UUACAUGCUGCUUUCCACGCACUUCGCGCUGCUGCUGCUAAGAUAAAUGUGAUCCUUGAACGACUCAUAGCCCGGACACCUUCGCAUGGCCCUCAGGGAUGAGGAGUACAAUUCUAUCUUAAGCCCAGCACGUAACUUCAACCUCUGUGGUUGAACAUCACAGCAGCAGAAAGAAGGAGGAGAGGAGAACAGGAGGAUGAUAAUGCAUCGCAUCCUAACUCGCGGGGCACUGUGGCGGAUGGCAGCCGUGCGCCCAUUGCUGGUGGGCGUUGCCGUCCCUGAGCCAGCAGUAGCACUGUGUUGCUGUGCCCUCCGUCUGACAUCACAGCCACCUACGGGCCGGCACUGGCUCUCAACCUCGGCCUCCAGCAGGGCAGCGCAUCAGCCAAAACACCAGCCACCUCCAGAGGAUCCACAGUCCAGCUCUGUACCUCCAACACAGGUGGACCAGAAAUGGGAACCUGGGCCUGAUGCUGCAGAGGUGGACCCCCUGCAGGACAAGUCCAUCGGUCUGUUCCAGAGGUUUAAAAAGACCUUCAAACAAUAUGGGAAGGUGAUGAUCCCUGUACAUCUGGUUACGUCCUCCGUCUGGUUUGGAACCUUCUAUUAUGCUGCUAUGAAAGGUGUGAAUGUGGUACCAUUCCUGGAGAUGAUUGGUCUGCCAGAGUCAUUAGUUGGCCUUUUGAAAGACUCUUCGAGUGGCUACGCUCUGACUGCGUACGCCAUGUACAAGAUUGCCACACCUGCAAGAUACACGGUAACUCUGGGCGGCACGUCACUAUCUGUUCAGUAUCUCCGUAAGCACGGCUACUUAUCCACACCACCACCAGUCAAAGAAUACUUCCAGGACAAAAUGGAGGAGACGAAGGAGAAAUUUACAGAAAAGAUGGAGGAAACAAAGGAGCUCAUCUCUGAGAAAAUGGAAGAGACUAAGGACAAACUUUCUGAGAAACUGCAGGAAACCAAAGACAGAGUCUCUGAGGGAAAAGCAUUUUUUAGAAAGAAAAACGAUUAGCAGAUCACAUUUACAUGUGGUGGCCCCGAAUUAAGUUAUCAGUGAACCCGGGGCAAGUAACAAACAGCACUUCUGAGACUGUUCUGGAAAGAAGAGUAAGACAUUGCACUAUCUUUUGUCCUGAAAUGUCACCUCACACAUCCUAGUUAUCACCUGUUGUCUAUCUAAGUGUCAGACUCUGUCCCUCAUUGCCUAAACCCUGCCACGAUGCACUGUUGAGUGUAGACUAGACAUCAGCUUAGCAGACUCCUGGCAAUGCUACAAUCUGGCUCAGUCACCUCUGGCUGGAUUUACACAGGCUCAAGUGAUCUGGACUUUACCUCUUGGUUGAGGCAUGUUCUCAUUUCUCUUUAAAUAUGUAUAUAUGGGGGAAAGGAGGUCUAGGUUUCAUUUGCCUGUGUAAAAACAGUAUUAAAAGAAGCAUACAGUUAAAGACUGUAUGGGGAGUAAGCAGUACUAAUGCAUCUGGUUGUAAGGAAAAUAAAACUUGAAGCCUUUCUGAAGACCAGGUAUCACCUUGUGUCUUUUCUAAUGUAAUGAGAAAGAAAAGAUUUUUUUCUAAUGUAUUUUUAUCUGAUAGCCAAAACUAAUAUAUUACAUAAUUUUGGUGUCUGUACCACUUUAUGUAGUGACUGAAAGCUGUGUAUGUGUAAGUCAGAUGAUUGUUUGGAGGCUGCUCAUGGGACAGAAAUAGUCGCAGUACAUGUCAGUUUACAUGUAGGCUAAUGAGUCGUCAGUCAUACAUGUAAACACCCAGUGGGUACUCUAUAGUACAUACAGUAGUAUGUAUGAACAGAGGAAAGACUGUGUACAUGGACCUAAUAAAAUGUUCACAGUGUACAACUUUGCAAACAAACGUCUUAGGCACUUUGGUAAAUAGACAAAUGUCAGAAUUUCAAACAGAUGUGUGGUUCAAACCACAAAUGAAUAAAGUGAAAGGCUAAUCA
Toxotes jaculatrix (banded archerfish) is the source of this 1962-nucleotide messenger RNA. RefSeq lists its product as uncharacterized. Bases 197 to 1015 code for a protein of 272 amino acids. The transcript is spliced from 4 exons. NCBI's taxonomy places the organism in Eukaryota, Metazoa, Chordata, Actinopteri, Toxotidae. Gene Ontology annotation, cellular component: mitochondrion. The record is from RefSeq and is a predicted model, not a curated record.